AUGGCUCCUCCCAAUUGGAGUCGUACCGGAUGCAUCACCUGCAAGCGUAGGCGCAAGAAAUGUGAUCGGGCACAGCCGGCUUGCAACAGCUGUGAGAAGCGUGGUAUCCAAUGCGAAGGUUACCAGCAGGUCUUCAUUACUCAAUCCCCGUGGGGUUACCGCAGGAUUACAGAACCUCGUUCCAAGGCAAAAGGAAGACCCAGCGCAACUACAUCCAAUCCUACCCCGAGGGAGACUGGAUCACCACCGAUACGUCCCUCUUCCUCCGGCAAGGACGUUCACCAGCAAGAAAUUGCCUGGGUACAUCUCGUUGCUGAUCCGCCGACAUUAGAGAAAGACCAGAACCGCCCUAAACAUGGCCCAUAUCAGCUUACCAUAGCAGAAGCAGAGGCACAGCAAACUAAAUCAAGUUCUUCGAAUGCACUUAUAGCAGAAGAAAGCCCAACGGACAAGAACUACAGCAAGAAUGAUGCUAUAUGUGAUGUACCUACACCUGAGGAACAGGAUGAAUGUACUCCCCCGCAAGAGGAGUCACUACACCUCCCUUCCCUGGAAGAAGACUCAACAGGGCACCUGGACUCAUUGUUCUCGUGUCUGGAAGGCUCAUCCUCAGCAGAUGUGGAACUGAUCAACGAUAUCAUUGACGCGACGCUUUUGCUACCAACGCUAAGCGCCUUUCCCAACGUCACAGAUCAAGACUUCUACUAUCUACAGUAUCUCGAUGAGCAAGCAGCUACGCAAUUACUAAAUGUAGACUCCGGAGUCUUUAACCCACUUAGGCGACUCAUUCUACCUAGAGCUUUGGAUUGUCUAGGUGUGCUUUACGGUGUUUGCGCUGUUGCUGCCUGUCACCAGGCUCAAAGGUCCGACCCGGAGACUCGCAUCGAUCAGAACAUUGUAGCCACCAAAUUCUAUGUCAAGUCUGUCAACUGGCUUCAGUCCACCGUUGGUAGACAGGCAGUCCAGGCCGAUUCUCAAUGCUCGUCAUGGGAUGAUGCCUCCGUCAUUACGUCGUUGUUGCUUUGCAAGUACGAGAUCAUCAAAGGAAGUUCGGCACACUGGAGAGACCAUCUUGAUGGUCUCGAGUUGUUGAUACAGAAAAAAGGCGGCAUUCAUAAUUUCGAAGUCGAGUGUGCUCAAUAUGUUGCGAGUUUUUUGCGAUACCAUCGCAUGAUUGCAGACAUCUGUCACCUCGACAAGGCUACAAAUGGCCAAGAGAGCAAUGGCUUAGAUGUUAUGGCGACUUCUACCUUCUCCCUUGACGUAUACUCAGGAUGCGCACACCACCUUCUAAAGACCUGCCAUGAUAUUGCUCGACUUGCCAGUCGGCUAGAGUCUCAAGAAGCCGUCACCUAUACAGAUUUUGCAGAAGCAGAGGCGCGGAUUAUUUCUUCGUUGGGCACUUCAAUUAUCGAACCAGAGGUACAGUGUUUGUCAGACGGCACCACCGUAUCGCAAAUCAGUAGAUUGCUUUAUGUCGCGCAACGUACCCGAUACGCCGCCUUUGUCUUCCUGCACUCAGUCGUCGAACGAGGAAUUGACUUAUGCAAGUUCGGAGACGCUGAGAAGGAUGCUCUACGAGUCCGGAUACCAUAUACCAAGUCACAGGCUUUGGACGGAUGCCUUGAGAUGCUUGCUGAAGUCCCAAUCGCCCAGCACUGUGAGUUUGCGGGACUAGCACUUGCAUUCUUUCUCGCCGGGUGCGAAGUUGAGGAUGAACAUAGAAAGUAUCUUGUGUUAGAAAAUCUUUUUCUUAUUCAGCGCAGUUUCGGACUUGGUCACAUUGCCAGUGCCAAUGAAGCGCUCAUGAUGAUUUGGCAGCGAGACAGGGGGGCAGAGCCGCAAGUUUGGUGGAAUACGAUGAGGGACACGGGCUGGGAACUCAUUUUAUGUUAA
Messenger RNA from Clonostachys rhizophaga, 1896 nucleotides. NCBI's taxonomy places the organism in Eukaryota, Fungi, Ascomycota, Sordariomycetes, Hypocreales, Bionectriaceae. The record is from the annotation of a GenBank genome assembly.